AUGAUGAGCGGGAACAGCAGCAGGUGCCCGUUCACGGCAUCGCAAUGGCAGGAGCUGGAACACCAGGCCCUCAUCUUCAAGUACAUGGCCUCGGGGGCCCCGGUCCCCCAGGACCUCAUCGGCCCCAUAAGGAGGAGCUUGUGUCUGGAACCAGCCUCCACCUCUCCGAUGCUCCUCUUCCAUCACCAGCCCAACAGUUGUAACCUUUGGAAUCCUCCUCUCUUUUCACUUUGAUCUUAUCAGUUUCUCACACUCAGGGUUUUGAAUGGCAGUCGGAUGGGGGUGCUUCCAGAUGGGCUUCGGGAAGAAGGUGGAGGAUCCAGAGCCGUGGAGAUGCCGAAGGACAGACGGGAAGAAGUGGAGAUGCUCCAAGGAGGCCUUCCCCGACUCCAAGUACUGCGAGAGGCACAUGCACCGGGGGAAGAAUCGUUCAAGAAAGCCUGUGGAAAUCUCCAUCGCCGCCACCUCCACAUACGCCGCCGCCCCUACUUCUCCCUCUCUCCUCCCGGGUCACCACCUCUCCAUGGUGACAGCCACAGAGGCCCAACAUCUCCUGAACCCCUACGCUGCCUCCUCCAGAAGGCACGACUUCUUCAGGGACCCUUCUUCCUCGUCUGAUGCGAACCGACAUGGGAUGAAGAGUCCUGUGGAUCAGAGGGACGCCUGCUGGAGGUUCACCCCCCUGGGAUUGAGCCCCCUCGGCGAGCGGCGCCAGAGGAGCUGCUCUUUCCUGCAACAGGACGGCGGCGCCGCCGCGCAGGAAGAGAAGCGGCGGCACUGCUUUGUUCUGGGGACCGACAUCAGAGCGGAGAGGGGGAGCGAGGCCCCUCGGCCAGUUAGCUUCUUGUCCGAAGAGUGGUCUCGAAAGGCCAGGGAUGAACAGGCCGGGUGGGGUGCCUUCCCCAUGACCCAACUCUCCAUCUCCAUGGCCCACUACGACUUCCAGGUCGAUAGCUCCCGCUCCGCCGCUGGAAACUGA
Spirodela intermedia is the source of this 979-nucleotide messenger RNA. Lineage: Eukaryota; Viridiplantae; Streptophyta; Magnoliopsida; Alismatales; Araceae. The record is from the annotation of a GenBank genome assembly.